Necator americanus (New World hookworm) is the source of this 384-nucleotide messenger RNA. RefSeq lists its product as uncharacterized. Bases 1 to 384 code for a protein of 127 amino acids. Gene Ontology annotation, cellular component: apical junction complex; plasma membrane. NCBI's taxonomy places the organism in Eukaryota, Metazoa, Nematoda, Chromadorea, Rhabditida, Ancylostomatidae. The record is from RefSeq and is a predicted model, not a curated record. Gene Ontology annotation, biological process: cell-cell junction organization. The transcript has 4 exons.
AUGGUCACUGAUCGUUGGUCGCUGAUCCUUCAGAGUUUACUCGAAUCACGUGGUUCAUGUGAUACUCAUGUCGAUACAAGUCUACGGUUGAAGCAUUGGGAGAAACACAGAAGUGGCUGUUCGUUUUCUAGGAUCAACAGUUUAUGCAAAGAAGUUAUUAUGAAGUCAUAUGUGAACCAUGGAUGGAAUGUGCUAUCAUCGAUUUCACAAGAGCAUCUUCUUCAUUACUGCACGAUCUCAUCGCUUGUUCGAGAAUGCAAAGAGCCGUCCCUUGUCGCUUUGUGUCGCCGCUACGAUCCCAGGGAAAAGUUCAUUCUGUCCGCAAGCAUCAUUGUGGACAUCGAACAGUGUCCGCGAACUCCACCUCCAGCAAGAAUAGACUAG